Molecule: messenger RNA, 882 nt
Organism: Enterobius vermicularis (human pinworm)
Lineage: Eukaryota; Metazoa; Nematoda; Chromadorea; Rhabditida; Oxyuridae
Source: the annotation of a GenBank genome assembly
AUGACAUGUCUUUCCGAUAGUGUUAGCAAAAAAUCUUUAAACAAGCCCACUUCUUGCAGCAAAAAAAAAUUAAGCCGUUUUUUCUUCACGACCGGGUAUCAUGGCAAUGAACUGAAAAUUUGGACUGAACGCGGAGUUUUGCUAAGAAAGUGGAGAAAGGUAGUUGACAGAGCUGAAUACAAAUCUUUUCACGCGUCUGUAUUCCAUGAAGAUGGUAUUUUUUUGGAUCUGAUCGACAAUAUGGCUACGGAUACUUGGCAAUCAGUGCUUGGAACACUUUUUUGUAUGGCUGCAGUAUGUUUCGUAUUCCUCAGAAGCAGUCUCACGGUUGCAAUUGCUACGAGUUGCGUUUUGUCAAUUUGUAUCGGGAUUUUGGGUAUACUGUCUUGGUGGGGCAUAGAUUUGGAUCCAAUUACUAUGGCGGCAAUGAUUAUUUCUAUUGGUUUUAGUGUUGAUAUACCGGCACACGUUUCCUAUCAUUAUUAUAAAGCUUGCGAAAGUGGCCCAAAUGCUAGUCCUCAAGAACGUCUUGGUAACUGCCUGACUUCAGUGGCAUUCCCUGCACUGCAAGCAGCUCUUUCAACAAUUUUAUGUGUUAGCAGUCUACUGUUUGUGAAACUGUACAUGUCAGAGGUGUUUGUCAAAACUAUGACUUUAUGCGUCUUUUUAUGUAAUCUUCACGGUCUUUUAUUUCUGCCUGCCAUUCUUUCUAUGGUCGACCGUAUCAGUGCGAAGGUGCAAAAAAAGAAAACCUAUGAUAUUAAUCACAAGAAGAAUAUGAAGAAAGUACGAGCAAAUUUGGCUGCCUUGCGAAUACAAGAAAGUGAAGCUGAAAAUGUUGACAGAACUAAAGUUGACCGUCCACCUCUUCCUAAUUACUAG